Adineta steineri is the source of this 4491-nucleotide messenger RNA. Lineage: Eukaryota; Metazoa; Rotifera; Eurotatoria; Adinetida; Adinetidae. The record is from the annotation of a GenBank genome assembly.
AUGGAUUCGAAACCAACCGAUUCCGAACCACCAGUCGAACCACCACCAGCCGAACCCCAAGCUCCUCCUCAAGAAAUUGAUGAAGUUGUGAAACUUCCAUCAAACUUUUGGUCUAUAGUAGGUGUAUGUACAUUGGUGAUGUUUACAUUUCUUUCAAUCGCUGUUAGUAUAACGAUUGUUUGUGUAACUUUGUCUAAACAAUCAAAUAAAAAAUGUGAAUUAAAUUUUCAACGAUCAGCAAAAUAUGAAUUAGACUACGAACCACGUCCACGUUACAUUAGUGUUAGCGAUUUCGAUAAAGAUGGAUAUCUUGAUAUUGUCGUAGCCAAUAGUGGCACUAAUAAUAUUGGCAUAUUUUUUGGUAAUACACUUGGUACAUUCGAUGAUCAAAUCACAUAUUCAACUGGACUUCAAUCUCAUCCUGUUUGUGUUACUACUGGGAAUUUCAAUAAUGAUACAUUAAUGGAUAUUGUUGUUGCUAAUUAUCGUACCAACAGUAUUGGCGUAUUUCUUAAUGUUGGUAAGAGAAAUCUUACAAGUCCAGUGACAACUUCAUUGGGUUCUUCUCAUCCUAUUGCUUUGGCUGUUGGGGAUUUUAAUAACGACAAUUAUUUAGAUGUUGCUGUAGUUAAUUAUGGUACUUCUACGAUUGCUCUACUAUUAGGCUUUAAUAAUGGAUCUUUUCAAAUUAGAUUAAUCUAUAAUAUGGGUUAUGAUUCCAUUCCUUAUUCAAUUUCUGUAGCUGAUUUCAACAAUGAUACAAUGUUAGAUGUUGCUGUUGUUAAUUAUGGUACAAGCAAUUUAGUUGUACUUUUAGCAAAUGGCAAUGGAUCUUUUAUCAGUCAAACAUAUUCGACUCAACAAAAUUCUAAUCCAUCAUCAGUUGCGAUUGGUGAUUUUAAUAAUGACAAUAGAUUUGAUAUUGCGAUCACCAAUUCUGGUACAAGUAACGUAGGAAUCUUUUUAGGAUAUGGCAAUGGCUCGUUUACAAGUAUGAUAUCAUAUUCUACUGGUUUAAAUUCUCAACCAGAUUUCAUACUUAUUAACGAUUUUGAUAAUGAUACCAAAUAUGAUGUCGUUGUUAUUGAUUCGAAAAAUAAUAAUGUUCUCGUAAUGAAAGGAAAUGGACGUGGAAAUUUUUCGAUCAUAACAACACAUUCAACGGGAUAUAAUUCUGAUCCAACUUCUAUCGUUAUUGGUGACUAUGAUCAUGAUAACAAAUUAGAUAUUGCUAUCAGUAAUAAUGCUACUAAUAAUAUUGUUAUAUUAACUCAGUACGAUUCCUUUCCUACUGUAACGGACGUAGCGUAUUCAACUGGUGAUAUAUCUUAUCCAUUCCGAGCUGCUGUUGGAGAUUUAAACAAUGAUAACUUCUCAGAUAUUAUUGUAGCGAAUUAUUUAAGCAGCACUAUUGGUAUAUUCAUGAAUCUGGGUAAUGGAACUUUUGCAGAUCAGAUAGAAUUAUUUAUUGGAAAUACUUCUAAUCCGAAUUUUAUCGUCGUGAUUGAUAUCAAUAAUGACAAACAACUUGAUAUUAUAGUAAAUGACAACGGAGACUAUGGAAUUCGUAUCUUAUUCGGAUAUGGAAAUGGAAGUUUCACUGCUAGUAAUUUGUUUGUAACUGCUAAUACGACCGCUCCUGCCUAUAUUACAGUUGCAUAUUUGAACGGCGAUAGCAUUCUUGACAUUAUUAUGGCGACUAUAGAUAAUAAUAAUAUCGGAAUAUUAUUUGGAAUUGGAAAUGGCGAAUUUAGAGAUGUAAUAACACUCCAAGUUCCAGCUAAUUUUUUGCCUGUAUCGGUCGUUGUAAAUGAUCUCAAUAAUGAUCAUAUAUUAGAUAUUAUUGCAUCUGACAGUACUAGUGGUGGUAUAGCCAUAUUUAUGGGAUACGGGAAUGAAUCCUAUGGUACGCCAUUGAUACUUCCAACCUAUGAUGAUCUUCCAAAUUCUUUAGCCAUUGGUGAUUUAAAUAACGAUCAUCGAUUAGAUAUUGUCUAUGCUAGUCAAUCAGUUUCAACUGUAGGUAUUCUUUUGGGAAAUCGAAAUGGAACAUUCGACAACAUAAUCACAUAUUCUACUGGAGGUGGUAGCUAUCCCCAAAAUGUUGUUCUUGUUGAUUUAAAUAACGACAAUCAACUUGAUCUUGCAGUUGUUAAUAUUUUUGACUUAAGCAUAGGUAUAUUCUUUGGAUUUGGGAACGGUUCUUUCACAUCACAAACCAUAUUUACAACUGAAGGUAUCGAUCAGCCACAAUCUGUUGCUUUUACUGACUUUAACAAUGACUUACAACUAGAUUUUGUAGUUUGUAAACCAACUGCAAACGAGAUUGCUGUAUAUCUUGUAUAUUUCAAGAGCGAUUUUACAUAUGAAAUAAGUUAUUUAACUGGUUCUGCUCCACAUCCAUCUUAUGUAGCUAUUGGUGAUUUCAAUAAUGAUAAUCGAUCGGAUAUUGUUGUGGCUAAUUCAGGCACCGAUAAUAUACAAGUACUUUUUGAAUAUUAUCAAGGAACUUUCUUGAAUAAAUCAGCAUAUUCUACAGGUUUCAGUUCUUCUCCACAAUUUGUGACAGUAGCGGAUUUUAAUAACGACCAGCAAGCAGAUAUUGCAGUAACCCAUACUCAAGAUGGUAUCAUUAAUAUAUUUUUAGGAUAUAGUAAUGGAACUUUCGAUCAACCCAUCAUAUAUCCGACUGGCUCUGAAUCAUUGCCAAACUCCAUUGGAUUUGGUUAUUUUAAUCAUGAUAAUUGGACUGAUAUUGUCGUUGCUAAUAGUGGUGCAAAUAAUAUAGGUGCAUAUCUUGGAUUUGAUUAUCCAACAUUUACAAAUGAUACCAUUAUUAUUCCUGGAAUAUCUUCAAGUCCUGUGUAUAUUACUGCGGGAGACUUUAAUAAUGAUCAUUAUUGGGAUUUUGUAGUCGUUAAUGUGCUUACUAACAAUAUUAGUGUAUAUUUAGGGUAUGGAAAUGGAACAUUCGCAGUACCAAUAUCGUAUUCGGCUGGUUCUGCAAAUUCAAUAGCAGUUGGAGAUUUUAAUGGUGACAAAAUACUUGAUUUAGUCGUUGCUACAAAUAGUAAAGAUCCUAUCAUCAUAUUUAUAGGCUUUGGAAAUGGAAGUUUUCAGCCUCAAGUAUCGACUGAUAAGAGUUUCUCAUCUGCUCCUGUUUCCGUAACCGUUGGUGAACUUAAUAAUGACAGUAAACUAGAUAUUAUUGUCGCUUACGAAGGUAGCAGUAGCAUAGGUGUGUCCCUUGGGUAUGGGAAUGGAUCUUUUCGAAAUCAAAUAUUAAUUAUGUUGCCCACUCAAUCAUACCCUGUAUGGGUGGUUGUUAAUGAUCUUAAUAAUGAUAAUAUCUUAGACAUAGUCGUUGCUAAUUAUGGUCUUAAUAAUGUAGGAAUACUUUUUGGAUAUGGUAAUGGUAGUUUUAGAGAUUUAAUAACACUUUCUACUGGAGAUAACUCUGGACCCAUUUCAAUUGUUACAGGAGAUAUGAACAAUGACAAAUGGAUAGAUAUUAUUGUUGCCAAUGUUAAUAGUAAAACUGUCGGUCUGUUUUUAGGGAACGGUAAUGGUACAUUUUUAUCACAAAUCACAUAUUCAACUGGUUCUCAAUCGCAAUUAAUGGCGAUCUCGAUUGCUGAUUUAAAUAAUGACACAUUACUUGAUAUCAUAGUAGUCGAUGCUGGUAGUGGUAAUAAUAAUGUUGGUGUGUUUUAUGGAUAUGGUGCAGGAAAGUUCACAGUAUAUAAUACUUAUGCGACUGGUUUGAAUUCUUAUCCAUGUUCGAUUGUAAUUUGUGACUUUGAUAAUGAUGCUCGAUUAGAUAUGGCUAUUAUCUAUUCCGGUGAGGAUAGUAUCGGUAUUAUGCUUCAACGUAAAAGUAAACCGUUUGCGACACCAUUACUGAUUCCAACUGGCGAAGAUUCCCGUCCGAUGUCAGUCGCUGUUGGCUACUUUAACAAUGAUAAUCAUCUCGAUUUUACAAUAGCUAACUCUGGUACUAAUAAUAUUGGUAUAUUUUUAGGCGAUGGUAAUGGAGAAUUUAGUGAACAAAUGACUUAUUCAACUGGUAAUAAUUCUACACCCAUUUCUAUUGCAGUUGGUCAUUUUAACAACGACACGUAUCUCGAUAUUAUUGUUGCUAAUGAACAGACAAAUACCAUUAUGAUUUUUCAAGGAUAUGGAAAUGGAACUAUUACUCUACUAUCAAUAUAUUCCACUGGAGCUGGUUCUGCUCCCUCUUCGUUAUCUAUCAAAGAUUUAAAUAAUGACAAUUAUUUAGAUAUUGCUGUUACUAAUUUUAAUAGCAAUGAAAUAGUUGUAUUCAUUGGUUCGAAUAAAGGAAAUUUCUCAAAAUUAAACUCAUAUGCUCUUGGUUAUAAUGCUCGUCCAAAAUCGGUGACCGUUGGUGAUAUCAAUAAUGAUGGUUUAUAUGACUUAAUUGUUGCCAAUUAUGGUACUAAUUAUGUUGAAAUUCUUUUACAAACUUGUUGA